Molecule: messenger RNA, 4878 nt
Organism: Porites evermanni
Lineage: Eukaryota; Metazoa; Cnidaria; Anthozoa; Scleractinia; Poritidae
Source: the annotation of a GenBank genome assembly
UUCUCUUCUUCAGCAACAAAUAUUGCUCACCAGUCGUCAUUUCUCCAGUUAAAAUAUGCGUCAUCUGUGGAUUUUCAGCCGGAGCGUUACCUCGCAACUGCGGAAUAUGAGGUUGCUGCAUGCCACAAUGCAGCGUUACAGAGCGCUACAUGUCACACAUCGCAAUAUCAGUGCAUGGGAUGUAAGGGAUUUGAUUGUCAAACUACCGGAUGUCAAAGGUGUCAAGUUUCCGAUUACAGAAUCGAGUGUGAGGCUACCGGAUGUUCCUCAACGGGACAUGGAUGUACAGAAAGACACGUAACUAAAUAUCUCUCCACUGAAUGUAAGGCAAUGUCAGAAUGUCACAAACCCAGAUAUCAAGACAUGGAAUGUCACGCAACUGACUAUCGGGGUAACAAUAGUCACGCAACUAGAUUUCAAGCUUCAGAUUCAGAAAGUGGAAAAGCUCAAAGACACGAUGGAUUGGCCUACGAUCACGGUGAAUUUCCCAAGAUAAUUUCGGUGCACUCUCUGCCUGAAACCCAGCCCACCAUGCAAGAAAAUGCCCAUAUUCUUAAUCCGAGUAAUGACAUUCGGUCCGAUUUCGCUAAAACGGGACUCGACUUGUCAAGUUCCGUUGCUAACCAAGCUUGUAAGAGAUGGACGUCUGUAUGCUCUGAAAACUCGACCACAGUAAACAAUGAAUGUACAAAACAACUAGGUCCCAAGACAUGCGUCAAUGUAGAAUGCCAUGAAAAUGAUGUUCUUAACAAGUCGACGUCGGAUUCUUUAUGCAACAUUAAGAGUGAAUCGAAAAUUGUUCAAUUCUCAACCGCGGAACAUGCGUCCAGCCAUCACUUAAUGACCAAGAUUCUCAAGAAUGACUCUCAAACCAGCGCAUCUCAGGGUGCUUGCGAUAUUGUUGCAAAUAGUCGUAACUUGGCACGAUCUCUGACGUUAUUUCUUUUGUCCCCCGAUAGACGCUGGUGGUGUUUAUUCACGCUGCCAGAUCCACGGCUUUCGGAGUUCCAUUCUCGUAAUUGUCAAAGUAAAAGUCUAUCUUAAUUUUGAUACUUUACCAAUAUGGUUUUCGUCUACGGCAGUUUUUGGUUUAAGAAAAAAUAGUUUUAUAAUUAUUCAUUGAUAAUUUUGUUCGGGGGUGAAGCAUUUCAACUCAGGGGAACUGAGUAAAUUUAAGAAAAAAUGAAAACAUGUAAAGGGCUUUAGACGUUUAUGGUUGACGUUUAACCACGGUGGUUCAAUAGGAUCCAAUAUAUAGCGCUGGUGUCCGACAGCAUUUUUCCCCACUCGCACCUUCCUUUUCCAUUAUUAUGACGUCAGACCCUUUUAGGUACGAAAUUGUGCAGUUUCUGAAAGUCUGUGGUACGAGUCAAUCUCGACCCAGAGCUCUUCUGCGCAUGUAGAGGAGAGAGAUCAUUUCCAAACCCGUAAGCACUGGGGUCGAGAAUGUGUACGAGUCAUCAGUAUUCCCCGACCUCACACCCUAGAUUUCCUCUUGAUUGUUCUGCGAUAACUGAAAAGUACUGCCUUUCAGUUUUUUUCAAAGCGCUAAAGCGAGUUUAAGAUACCACGACGGAUAAGUCCACGAAAACUUCGCUUAAAAAGUGAAUUUGCGUUCUUUCAAUCUCUAUCGUGAUUUUACUUUGUCAAAUACAAGCGAACUCUUUUUGAGCCGAAUUCCUAUUAGUAAGAUUUAGAACCAUAUUUGAGUUCAGAAAGAGAAAGAAAAUUUAAUCGUCGCUUGUUUACGUCCACCAAAAAACGUGAAAUUAGGCAUUUCCCCGUCGUAGUCGUGCAGUUACGGCAAAGAAAUGUACAAAUUAAAAGAAGCGUGAUGCACCUGUAGAGUUCUUGUUUUGCCUAUUCAACCAAUUGCUUUUUGACGUUCUUGUUGUCGUCUUCCUCGUGGCACCUUAAACGCCCUUAUAUUUUUCACAAGGAAAACAAACUUAUUUUGCACUGAAUCUCUUUCUAGAAAUUCUGCUUUAUAAACUAGCAUUGUACAGCUUGGCAAGUAAUGGCAACUCCCCCCCUGGCAAAGUUUCUUCUUAAAGCUGGGUGACUGGGUUUGAAUUUGCUCCAACCGGAAAGAGAUCACCAUUUAGGCUGAGUGAAAACGAAUGCAACAAACCCAACUAUAGGCUUAAGUAAACCUGAAGUAAAAAAAAAAAAGAUAGGUUGUGUGAGAAGCUUUCUUUUACUUGGAGGAUUUAAAAUUUACUUGUCUUGAAAUAUUUCUUAGCUUAUUUAGGUUCUAGUGUAAAGACUACUGUUGCGUGCGUUUGUACGUAGCUCAAAGUUUGACUGGUUUCAAACAUUGCGCAACAACUCCUAACAGCAUGCAUCAACAUACAACAGGGUGUGCAAACGGACGCAACAUGUAACAUCGUGAUCCAACAAUGUUGCGUCCGUUUGCACGAGGCUUUACUUUAGUUUUUCUUGAUGGGCCACUCUCCUCAAAGCCCUGUGAGGUUCUGCGAUACACGUAUUUCUAGUAAUUUUGUUUGUUUUUAGGUCCCAUUCGGUACUCCUACACCAUUACGUGUUAUCCAUGGAUCGCCAGAGAGUGAAAUCAAGACAACUGCUUCCACGGAAUGUGAGGGAAAAAAUUCCUGGACACAAAACCGCGAACAGUUAGUGAUGCUAAAGAAGAAAACUAUGAUUCAAAAUCGCAUUCAGAAAAUCAGCAAUGUUCAAAAUCGUUUGAUUAGCGAGGAUAGAAAACAGCAGACACUCCUAGUUAAGAAAACUGCGACACUUCAGAAAGAAAUCAAGCAUCUUUCUAAUGACGCAACGGAUAUCGAGGGUAGUGAAAACUUCAUUCGAGAAGGAAGUCCUCAGAAAACGACGCCCGUCAAAAUGUCAUCGCGACUACCAAAUAAGGAGUUGAAGCGCGAAACAAGAAAGAGUGAUGCAAAAUUCACUCAUCAAACUAGCGAAGUGGUAGCGAUGAACGCAAGAGAUAGCAUGAAAAAGUCUAUCAUUUCCGAGCAGGCAGAUGAAAAAUUAUCGAAGGAUGGCUAUCGUAUGAACUUAUUUGAAAAAAUGGAACUCUUGUAUGGAAAAAGUCGAACCUCGCCCCCAACUGGCCUAGCAAGUGAACUUACCAACUCCACAGUCGCCAAACUGCGAAAAUCUCGAACGUCGCACACAAAAUAUGGAAGUGUUUCCGAAGGACCCUCUAAGGGCAUCGCUGAGUGUAAUGCCUCUGUAUUUAGCGUGGUGUACUCUGGAGAUACCCAACAGCCAAAAGAUAGGCAAACCUUGGAUAAUUCUUCAGGCGACUUCUGUGAUAGGAUUACCGGGGAAAAGUUUGAGCAUUUGAGUUCAGAUAAAGUUAAGUUUAAAACAUUUUAUCCCGAACUGCCUAACAGUUGGUCAUCAGCCUUUAUCUCCGAGAGCCAGGUCGGGAAUAAAAUUAAAGCAAGCCGCGGAGAGCUAAAAAGAAAACAGGUUGACAUCCAUGCGUUCAACGUUGAUUCUCUCAAACGACGUUGUAAAACUUUGCCUCGAAAAGUUGUCAGGAAAGAUGUCCUAGAAGUGAAUUUCGACGUAACAAGUUGUCUGGAUGAUCUGUCGAUGUCGGAAAGGGAAAGAAAAGGUAAGCAGUGGAAAAAUUACUGUAUGAUUGCUUAUGAAAAUGUCAACAAAAUCACUUCGUUUUCCCGUCAUUUUGUGUAAACGCGCCAAUGAAAUUAUGCAACAAUAUGUUGCUGCCAGCAAAAUUAUAGGAUACGACUCUCAAAAUACCAGAGAUUUGACAGGCAUAGUUUUUUUAAUCCUUAAUACUGAGGUUUUAUGGUGGUUUCAUAGUAUUUUUUCCAUACAAAUCGUUACAAUUUUCCAUACGUUCUUAAAUGAUAGUCGUUUGCACGUGACGUGCGGCGGCCACGUCGGUGGUCAAGAACAAAAGCAUUUCUCCCCUCUAGGAACUAAACUCUAUUUUCAUGUAAAUUCUUCGAGAAAAAGUACUAUUGUAUUCACCCCCAACAUGGCCACUUUUUCACGUGGUUGCAAAGCAAGAAAUGUCAGUCACCACAAAAUUCUUUUUUUAGCUUAUCUUUCCAUCUCUGGGUGUUCUUCAAGUUGCAUCCCAUAAAUUUUAGAUUUAAAUUUUUUUUAGCUAAUCUUUCCAUCUCUGGGUGUUCUUCGAGCUGCAUCCCAUAAAUUUUGCUUGAGGAAGGUAAUGUUACUGCGAGCUUUAUUCAAAAGAUUUGAUAGGCUAUAUGUUCAAGGUGGAUUUUUCUCAGUAUUAAAAUAGAUGUGGUGAUUCCAAUCAAUGUUGCCAUUCACAAUGACCUAUACAGGAUUUUCUUUUCUUUUUACCAUCCAUCAUUUAUAAAAGAACCUGGGAGAUAGCUACUGCUUCACUCUAACAAGCAACACCGUGCAGUUCUUAUUCUUUGUGUCCACUGGGAAGCAGAUUGUGUACCGGCUUGCUUCCCAAAUGAAUUUUAGCAGCAUAUUUCUUUAUAAUUUGUUCUCGACUUACUUGCUCACUUCACCAAGCAAAAAUAGAGGCUGACUGCAAGGAAUGAGGAGAGGUGAGUUUUAGUAACCAAAAAAUUUCUGAUGGCAUUUGUUUCAUGUCAUUAACACCACCUUUUUUUUCCUUUAGAAUGCAGAUACAACCAGGAAAGUCUUUCACCUGAGACUGGAGAAACUAAGGAGAGAGAUGAAAUUAUUGUAGACUGCACUGAUGUCAACCUGUUAAUCAAACCUGGUUGUGAGUUCAACACCCCAAAAGUGUACGAGGAUGAAAUUUUACAGAGAAAUAUGGAGUUGCGAGAGAGCAAGAUUAGUGACCUUCUUCGUAAACAGAGAGGACUGUUGCAGUCCCUGGAAAAGAAGGCUACCAACAUGAUGAAGUCAGCUUAG